CGGAUUUCGCGCGCUGAGAGCGUCGGUCCUUCAUUGGCCAGCAACUUCCUCCCUUUGUGGGAGCUCCCAGCGUAGUCGGGGUAAGGGGUUGGGAGGAGCGACCGAGUGACGCAGUAGCCAUCCCAGCCAAUCAGAGAUGGGGAAGCGAGGCCGAGAAGGAAGCGGAUCCACUGCCGCGCAGCUAAACCGCAUCGAGCUAUCCUCUUCGUCUCCCUCCGCCGCUAUAGGGGCCUAAGCGGGAGCGGCUGGGACGGCGUCACUGAGAGGGCUGGGGGCGGAAGUGGAGGCGGAGGGAGACGGUGCAGACCGCAGGGCCUUGGGCCUUAGCGGCGAGGCUCUGGUGGGCGCGAGGCAGGGGAGGGGGAGGAGGAGGAGCCCGCGGCCCGGGCGGCGGCGGCGGCGGCGCCCGAGUUCCCCGUAGGGCCCCGCCUCGGAGCGGGCGGCGGUGCAGGAGGAGACUGAGGAGCAGGAUGGCGGCCUCGGCCCUGUACGCCUGCACCAAGUGUACCCAGCGCUAUCCCUUCGAGGAGCUCUCCCAGGGCCAGCAGCUCUGCAAGGAAUGUCGGAUUGCGCAUCCUAUUGUAAAAUGUACUUACUGCAGAUCAGAAUUUCAACAAGAGAGCAAAACUAAUACAAUUUGUAAGAAGUGUGCUCAAAAUGUGAAGCAAUUUGGCACGCCUAAGCCUUGUCAGUACUGUAACAUAAUUGCUGCAUUUAUUGGUACAAAGUGUCAGCGUUGUACAAAUUCAGAAAAAAAAUACGGACCACCUCAGACCUGUGAACAGUGCAAACAACAAUGUGCUUUUGAUCGAAAGGAGGAAGGAAGAAGAAAGGUUGAUGGAAAGUUAUUAUGCUGGCUCUGUACUUUAUCAUACAAGAGAGUUUUGCAGAAGACAAAAGAACAAAGGAAGAGCCUGGGAUCUUCACAUUCAAACUCAUCUUCUUCAUCUCUUACCGAGAAAGACCAGCAUCAUUCAAAACAUCAUCACCACCAUCAUCACCAUCACCAUCGUCACAGCAGUAGCCAUCACAAAAUCAGCAAUCUGAGUCCAGAACAAGAGCAGGGACUGUGGAAACAGAGCCAUAAAUCCUCUGCAGCAAUUCAGAAUGAAACUCCAAAGAAAAAGCCCAAAUUGGAAUCUAAGCCAUCUAAUGGAGAUAGUAGCUCUAUAAAUCAGUCAGCAGAUAGUGGGGGAACAGACAAUUUUGUCCUUAUAAGUCAACUGAAAGAAGAAGUGAUGUCACUUAAACGUCUUUUACAGCAGAGAGACCAGACCAUUUUAGAAAAAGAUAAAAAGCUAACUGAACUAAAGGCAGACUUUCAGUACCAAGAGUCAAAUUUGAGAACAAAGAUGAACAGUAUGGAAAAAGCUCACAAAGAAACUGUGGAACAACUUCAGGCCUGGGAUUCUUGGCUAAAGAGAAAAGAGGCCUGUCUCAACAGAGAAGCCGCGAGCGAUCUCAGUAAAUGAUUUCAUGUCAUUGUCAGGUCAGCUAUUCAACUGUUCUCAACUGGGUGCUGUUUUGCUUCCUUGGGGACAUUUAGCAAUGUCUGUAGACAUUUUUCAUUUUCAGGACCAGUGGUCAGUGGUGGGGGGUGGGGUUGGGUGCCCCUGAUGUCAACUAAGUGGAGGUCAGAGAUGCUGCUAAACAUCCUACAAUGCACAGAACAUCACCCCCCAGACAAAGAAUUAUCCAGCCUCAAAUGCCAGUAAUGCUGAGGUUGAGAAAACGUGGGCCACUCAAAAGCCUAAAAUGGUUUUUACAUCUCUACUCUUACAAUGGCCUAAAAAGCUUUGACCUUAACAAAAGUCUUUCUGCUACAGUACAGCUUUUAUCGCCCACCAGUGAAAGCAGCUGUUACUACUACUUUAAUUCCAUGAAUUAAAUAUUAAAGAACUGAAAUAUACUAAAGAUUUUACCGUUUCUACUUAAAUAAAUUCCUACUUAUGACCACGAGGUGGAGCACUUCACCGCUAAAUAAUACCACAGCGCACUUGCGGAAAAGCGGUGGGAGUCCCUGUGAUAAGAGCAAGCAUUACUCCUUAACUACCCUUUGUAAUAAGUUUUGUUAUAUACGAUAAGAGGCAAUUGUUUUUCGCAAUUCCACCGUACAAUUCUUUAAUUCAGUCAAUGGAUUAGCUCUCUCACACACACACACAAAAGGAGUUUAAAAUUGUCUUUAGACAGGCUGUUUUUGAAUUCAGAAGUAUUUUUAAAAGAGUUGCUUAAAGAUUUCUGUCUGGAAUUUUUGUGCACAUUUCUCUUUCUCUUUAAAUCCAGUCCCACUUUUGCACUAAGCACAACAUAUGUUUGGCCCUUCCUCCUCCUACUCGUAAGGGAGUUCCUACACUCAGUAUAAACUAAAGUAACUUCUAAGUCAAAAGACGACUGUCUCCAACUAAGCUGUGUCUCUGAGAGGUUUGACAGGGACACGGCAGAGAUGGUCUUGGCUAUGUCAAUGUCAACAGCGUUCUGGACUCCAUGCCACGGUGAAUGAUGGGCUGGGAUUUGGAGUACCCCCCGGGGCUGGAAUGGUAGGCUAAGUCAAGCUGUUACAUGUGUUGAAUGGCUCCAAAAUGAUCAUUUCUUUGUAGAUUUUGCUCAUUUUUGCACAUUUCAUGUGACAUGGAUUUUUCUUUGAAAGGGUGAUUAAAGCCUCCCUUCCUCUUUAGUAAUGGCACAGCUCUGCCAGGUAUCAGGAACCUAUAUGUGGUGGGCCAUUCAGCUACUGAAAGCUCCUCUUUUUAUACUCUCAAUUGUCAAGGCAGCAAGAAAAAUCAUUUCUCCCUUGCCUAGAAAACAACCAACUAAACUGCUAAUGGAAUCUACAUUCUUAUUACUUUACAUCAUUUUCACGUUAUCUUAAGUUCUUUUCUAAGCUAAAUUUCAUUACUGUAAGUUGAUGGUUCAAAAUUGGCUGUAGGAAUUCAGAUACUUCUUUUAGAAAUCAUUCCAAAGUACUUCUUAAAAGGACUAAAAGGCGUUUUAUAUAAUGUUUUCUUUUUAUCACCUUGUGAUUCCUUGAAACAUAAUAGCACUGAGCAAACAGGAGCCACAUAUAAGCCUCUGUUGUCAUUGGCUGCCUGCUCCUAUGGUUACCAAGAUGGGCCCAUGAUGCCCGAUCAUCUAUGUCAGUGAAGUGGCCUGGUUCCUAGACUAUAAAUAUCUGUGUAGCUGUACAGAGUAAAGGGAGGAAAGGGCAUUUGUCAGUAUUUGGUCUCUCCUUUAAGUAAAGAAAUAGGAGGAUAUUGUGAUACAAAUUAUUUUUAAAAUGUAAAGCACUGUAUGUUUUGUGUGUUCUUUAAAUAACUGUGUUCUCAAUCCACAUGUCUCUACCUUUUGGAAGCAUUUGCAAAGGAGUGCAAAGCAAACAUUUGAAUUCGGAAUUGGGUGAUGAAUUCAGCUUGUGCACACAGAUCAUUUGUGACAGGACAUGAGAUCAAAAAUCACAACUGAGACAUGAAGACGUGAUAGAUAACCAGAUUCCAGACCGAGAUGGGCUACCCUUGGGGACUUGUGAAAAGGACGUAACUAGAAACCCGGGACACAAUUCUUAAACCCCUGGCCAACACUGAAGGUCUAAAAAAGUUGAGGAUGGUACCUAGGAGAAGAUUUGUUUGGAGAUAGCUGAGCUAAAAGCCCUUCGUCUUCAUCCAGGGAAGGGCUUUAGUGUGCAAUUCCCCAAAAAGAGGAUCCUUAGUGAGUUCACGUGAAGAGCUUGACAUGUUCCCUGCCAUCGUGGGGACAAAAUGGACCUGUGCCUGACUUCCAACACCUGGUAGCCAUGGCUGGCUUGGCUAGCUUCUCUGAUGGCACCAACAAAGGAAAUGUUGCUAUAUCAAGAGUAAUUUCCAUUCUCAGAGAUUCUUGGGUCAAGGAAGUAUGAGUAGUAUUUUCAGUUGUGGGAAAUGUGAUUCAGCCAGCUUGGCGCUGUUCCAAAUUUUGCCCAAGAGAGCUGCUUUGGGUGGGUGGAAGAUGAGCAGUGAGGGGAGUCCUGCAAAGACUCUUCAUUGAAUAGUCAAAAAGCUGGGCUUUGAGGACACAUAGUGAACCACAGGAAAAUACCUUGCCCAGAUCAUGGAAAGUACAAUGAAAAGUUCCAGUGACAUGGAAGGAGAUCUCAAAAGAACUUUAAUGAAAGCACCAACUUGGCCACAGCUACCCAUCCCAUUAUAAGAGAAGACAUCAGCUCUAAACAUUUACCAGACCCAGAGAGUGAGACUGUCUUAUCAUGAUGACCCUAAAAACUCCCACUUUGCUUAUUGCCCUUGUAUCUCCCUGCUUGGAUACUGGCUGGGUCAGAAACACUGGCAAGCUGCAGAAGAGGACAAAUGCUAAGUAGGGGGAAAGAAGGAUCAUGAUCUCUCUACUGACUGCAAAUGGCUAGCCCACAGCAGUCUGCAGCUGGGGAAGAAAAGACAUGCUAAACUUUAAAAUUGUGAAGUUUUCAUUAAUAUAUAUAGGUGUGAUAGUUGUCUCCAAAAAUUAACCCAUGAAUCACACCUUCCAGUAUUCAAAUCCUUGGGUAUUCCCCUCCUACACUGAAUUUGGGAAGGUUCAAUGUCUCCCUUUAAGUAACAGAAUGCAAAGGCAGUGAUUCUUUGCCAGUUCUGGGCCUAAGCUUUAAGAAUUUCUGGCAGUUUCCAGUGUUGUGUUCUCAGGGAGUCCUUUCUGUAAGAAGGCUAUUUAUGCUGCGAAGGAGACCAUGUGGAAAGGCCACAUGGAAAGGAAAAGUCUGGAGAAGGAAAGGAAACCAGCUGUUUCACUCAAGUUUAAGGUCAAUCUUAUUUCAUCUCUUUCUAUACCCAAUUCUCCCCAAUUACCUUGAAUCUCAAAUCCUUCAUCAUGUAAUUUCAUUUAUAAAUAUUUUAGUAUGCAUCUCUCGAAAAAGAUUUGAAAAACAUAACUCUUAAAGCCAUUUUCAUUAAAAGUUUAUAACUUCUUAGUGUGAUUAGUAUCCGUGUUCAAAUUUUCCCAAUCAUUUUCCACUGGCUAAAAUUAAGAUCUAUAUAAGACCCAUACAGAAUUUUACCAGAGUUGAGCCUGCAAAAGAAGAUACUCACCAAUACUGAGUGGGUCCACCCCACAGAGAUCUUACCAGGCCAGAACUUGGAGGCGUCAGGUACUGGGGAGGUUGGGAAUGAGGCACAGGGCUGAGAAUAAGAAGACUGUUUGAAGGUCUCUAGCCAAGAAAAGAAAAUUUGAGUUGAGAACUCAGCCAUAUCCGACAUCGUGUGUAGCUAGGGUGAGAGAUGGAUAAGAAAGCAGGGAGUGAGAGAGAGUCCAUGUUCAGAAAAUCUAGCCACUCCCUUCCAGCCACUCUCCCUGUCCUGCUUCUAGGAUAUCAGAGCCUGAGAAUGAAUAAAACAAGAGAGACAAAAGGGGCUAGGAAACCACAGCAGGUGUGGUAUGUUGACAUAUCAGAUACUCUAGAUGGGAGAAAGCUGGUGGUUGCCAACAUAGCCAAGAGACAAUGGGGAAAUGGAAGUGCCUGAAAAUAGGGUGCCAACAAUGAGGCUUCACUCUGCAGGAUCCAGUAAAGCCUGGGGACCUGAAGGCAGGGUGGGAACAGCUUAAUGAAGAUAGAUUGAAAUUUAGGCUACUUGAACCCUUCUCCCAUCUUUACAAAAUCUGGCACCUAGAGGUUUAUUUUCCAGAAAAAUUGGAACCAA
Molecule: messenger RNA, 5675 nt
Organism: Lutra lutra (Eurasian river otter)
Lineage: Eukaryota; Metazoa; Chordata; Mammalia; Carnivora; Mustelidae
Gene: FAM76B
Product: family with sequence similarity 76 member B
Exons: 11
Coding region: 471-1472 (333 amino acids)
Source: RefSeq, a predicted model, not a curated record